AUGGCGGCGUCAUCUCCGCGUUCAGGAGCGCGCGGCGGCGUCGUCUACUCGCAGUCCAGCGGUGCGGUCGCGCUAAUCGAUUCGACUGUGACGAACUGUUCGGCUGACUGGGACGGCGGCGUCGUCUACUCGCAGUCCAGCGGUGCGGUCACGCUAACCCGCUCGACAGUGACGGGCUGCUCUGCUGGCACUCGCGGCGGCGUCGUCUACGCGGUGUACAGCGGUGCGGUCUCGCUAACCAACUCGACCGUGAUGGAUUGCUCGGCUGAAAGGAUCGGCGGCGUCGUGAGGGCGGUGACAAGCGAAUCCCUCUCCGUCGCGGGUGUCGCCUUCAUCAACAACUCAGCGCCCUCAGGCUCGGUGCUGUACUUAGAUGAGCUCGAUCGAUCCUCGAUCAGCGACACCUCCUUCGCCGGCAACAUCGCCGGCAACGGGGCGGCGCUCCUCUCAUACCCCGCGCUCGCCCGCACCGAGUGCGGCCGCUAUGGCGCGGUGCUUCGGCUCGCGCGCUCCGAGUCGCAGGUUGGAUUCCAGCCCAAGUUCAAGAUCCUCGUCAGCUUCUACCAAGUUGCCGCGACGCUCGGGCCCGUCUACGGCGUCCACCUCCACAAGGACUUCACGCGCUGGACCAACUUCGUCGACGCGAUCUCCUUUGACCUCCUCGGCCUCGCCUACCCGAAUGCUUGCAUCGGCUCGAUGCGAGAUCGGAUCCUGAUCGCCGCCCUUUGGCCGAUAGCAGCUAUCAUGCUCGGAGGCACCGCCCUCGCUUGCUACGCGCUCACAGAGUGGCUCUUGUCGGAUCGCACCGAAAACCUCCGGCGCGGACUUAUCCGCAACGCGCAGAGCCGCCUGCUUUACUUGGCGAUUAUUGUCGCCUACUUGCUGCUGCCUUCCGUCUCGCGCGCCAUCUUCAAGGCGAAGCAGUGCGAGUCGUACGACAUAAACGUCUUUAGCGGGGAGAGACGCAGCUACCUCGUGGCCGACCUCAAGGUGCUCUGUAGCGCCGCCGACGUCGAGUACCGCGGCCUCGACGCCUACUUCUGGGCUUUCUUCGUACUCUGGCCGGUGCUCGUCCCUCUCGCAUUCUUCUCGCUGCUGCUCUGGAUCCGCCCCGAGGUGGUGUCGCAGCGAGUCGGGGACAUAGCUGGGGCGUGCCGCUUUCUCUGGCGCGACUACGAACCAGGCUUCCUCUUCUGGGAGGUGGUCGACCUGCUCCGCAAGCUCUUCCUCGCCUCGCUGGUGCUCUUCAUCAAUAUCGAGCAUGGAUCGAGCAAGCUCCUCCGCCUCGUCGUCGCUUCUGUGGUGUCUGCCCUCUUUCUUGCCGCCCUCGCCCUCGCGCGUCCCUUCAAGCAAUCCGACGACCUCUUCCUCGCGUGCAUCGCCAACUUGCUGCUCACCUGCUGCUUCAUGCUUGGUACUGUGGUUAAGCUGUGCGAGAGCGCAGCCUACGAGGACAUGUGCAAGACCCUCGUCGGCUUCGACAGCGCGCGCGGCGCCAGCGCUUUUGUCAUCGCGCUCACCGCCGCGAUGCUCAUCAUAUCGCUGCUUGUCGUCGUCUUGAAGACCGCCAGCGCCGUCCGCAUGCCCACCAUCCGCCUCGCCUCCUCCGGUCGCCCCCCAGUCCUCGAGCUGCCCCCCGAAUGCCACUUCCACGGCUUCAUCUCGCACUCUUGGGGGACCGGCCAGGACCAGACCCACACCGUCGUGCGGCGACUGCAGCUGCUCCUGCCCGGCGUCCGGAUCUGGCUCGACGUCGACAACCUCGAAGACGUGAGCAGGCUCGAGGAGUCAGUAGCCGACGCGAUGUCCUUCCUCGUGUUCCUGAGUGUCGGCUACUUCAGGAGCUUCAAUUGUCGUCGCGAGCUGUACGCGGCGCUCGGCUCGAACCGGCCCUUCAUCCCAAUCUUCGAGGCUGACGCGGCAAAGGGCGGCGCCUCGCUCGCGGUGUUGCAAGCCGAGUGCCGCGAGAACUGCGUCGAGGCCGCUCCUGAUGCCUACCCUUCCUACGGCGGGCCGGACGAGAUGAUCAGGCGCAUCUUUUGGGAGACAGAGCCGAUCGUGUGGGUGCGGGUGAACGCCUUUCAGCUCGAGUCGCUCAAAGCCGUCGCGCUGCGCAUGCUGCUGCACUCUCCUUACUACGUGAGUGAUCCGGCCGAGCUUGCCGACGGCGUGAUGGUGCCCGGCGAGACAGGGCCCUUCGCCUUCGGCGGUCCCGUCACCAUCCUCGUGUGCCGUGGCAACAGGGGCGCCUUCCACCUGGCGGAGGAGGUCAAGAAGACAGCGGGAAAGGGGCGCUGCUCUGCUGCAACUAGCGCUGCGGUGGUCGUGAUUCGCGAGGCGGAGGAGGCGCUCGAGGGAGCCAACGCGGCCCCGCUCUCCGGACACGUCGUGCUCCUGCUCUACCUGAACGAGAAGACCUUUCUGGACCCGGGCGGCGCCGUUGCGCGCCUUGUGCAAGUAGCGAUGGACCGGCGCAUCGCCGUCGUGCUGGUCCACGAGCAGGACCCUAGCUGCGGCGGCGUUCCUUUCCGCAACUAUUUCCAGCAGACGCCGCAGGUGCUGCAGCAGCAGCCGUACAAGCUCUACGACACAGUGGCGGUGCCGCUCUACCCGGCUCCGGAGCACCGCAAGGUGAGCUUGCGCCUCGUGCUGAGCGGCAUGGGAGCCGUCCCAUGCGAUGCGGGGCCGCUCCGUCGGCGGUGGCAGCUCCUCCGCCGCCGCAUGGCGAUAGCGCGCCUCGUGCGGCGGCGCCCCGCCGAGCCGCGCCAAGAGCCGCAGCAAAUGGUGCAGCCGUAG
Emiliania huxleyi CCMP1516 is the source of this 2796-nucleotide messenger RNA. RefSeq lists its product as hypothetical. The transcript is spliced from 7 exons. The coding region runs from base 1 to 2796 and encodes 931 amino acids. The record is from RefSeq and is a predicted model, not a curated record. Lineage: Eukaryota; Haptophyta; Isochrysidales; Noelaerhabdaceae. Gene Ontology annotation, biological process: signal transduction.